This is a messenger RNA of Syzygium oleosum, 1561 nucleotides long. RefSeq lists its product as uncharacterized. The transcript has 3 exons. Bases 237 to 1274 code for a protein of 345 amino acids. The record is from RefSeq and is a predicted model, not a curated record. NCBI's taxonomy places the organism in Eukaryota, Viridiplantae, Streptophyta, Magnoliopsida, Myrtales, Myrtaceae.
UCAGGGACUGAUUGGUGGUGCAAUUAUUGCUAUCCAGAAAUCAUGGAGGCGAUGGUUACAGUCAACGCGGGUUCUCUUGAGCUUCUCUAAAGCGACAGCCGACGGCCGGCCGUCCGUGCGCAACCCGCGUUUCUGACGGGCGGUGACGGUCCGGUCGUCUCCUUCCGCCAUUUCUCUUCUCCUUCCCAAGCUCCACCGCCGCCGCCACCACCACCACCGUCAUCAUCAUCCUGAAAAUGCUCUGCUCCGCCCCGGCCGACCGGUCCGGCCCGAACUGGCUGGACCGCCUCCGGUCAUCCAAGGGCUUCCCCACCGGCGACGGCGACGGCCUCGACCUCGAUCACUUCCUCGCCGAUCCCCAGAACCCUAGCCCGCCCACCCCGCCGGCGGCCUCCGAUCCGUCCACUUCCGAGUCGAUCCACUCGGUCCAGAGCCAAAUCACCACCCAAGACCACGCGCGCUUGGCGCGGGCCCAGAAGCCCGGCGGCGAGAAGGACUGGUACGGCAUCAUGACGGGCGUCCUGUCGGAGCUCUUCAACAUGGGCAGCGACGGCGAGGUGGAGAUCGCGAGGAGGGGCUCCAGGAAGCAACCGAACCCUAGGUUCUUCCCCAGCUCCGGGGCCCACGACGCUAGCGCCGGGGAGAAGAUCUCCGAUUGCGCGGCCGCGGCGGCGGCGGGGGCGGCGGGGGCGAGGGGAGAGAAUGCGGGGUGGAGGACGCCGUCGGCGGAUUUGGAGAGCGAUGCGGUGGACAGGACGGCGAGGGGCGCGAGUGCGGAUGGGGAAGAGGAGGAGGAGGAGGAGAAGGAGAGCGGGGACAAUAAGGAUUUGGUUGGGUACUCGAGGAGCGAAGUGACGGUGAUCGACACGAGCUGCGAGUCGUGGAAGUUCGAGAAGGUGUUGUACCGGAGGAAGAAUGUGUGGAAGGUCAGGGACAGGAAGGGGAAGGUGAGGAGCAGCAUUGGGAGGAAGAAGAGGAAAUUAGGGGGUGGAAGUGAGGAUGGGAUUGUGGGUGGGAAGAAGAAACUCAAGGUUUCGGGUUUGGAGGUUGAUGAAUUGAGUGAGGAACAGAAUAUUGAAAAUGGCAAAGCAGAAACCUCAAAGGAGCUGGCUCCUAAUCUCGAUAAAUCCUCCAAGACAAGGUUCCACCUCCAAUUUUGUGAGUCCCCCAGGAAGCGGAGGACGGGAGGCUCAUCUGUUGUACUUAUCAAAGGCAUUCCCACAGUCAAGAGCAAGAAAGCAAAAUUGUCCAAGAGUCAUAUCAAGCCUUCCUAAUGCAAAUUGUAAGGCUUGAUAAAACUGCAUAGCUAGAAUUGGGUAGUGGGAAUGCUUUUUUUAAUUAUAGAUUGCAAUUGGAUAGUGAAGAUUACCAUGUAAGGCUCAAUUCAAAUGUAAGCAGAGUGAACUCAUUUAAAUUUUUUUUUUUAAUUUUUGGGGAGGUCUCUAGAUUGGCGGUAUAUCCCGUGAAAUUGUCUGUGCCGACUCCAAAGCGGUAGUAGCUUUGUCUUUAGAAAUUGUUUUGAAGAACUAGAAACAUUGAAAUUGUUUUGAAGAACUAGAAA